AUGAUAGUUAACACCGUUUAUCAUACCUUUGACAAUUCAGAUUUCCUUCUUCCCAAAACAAUGGCCUCCCCCACCGCUACCGUUACCGUUACCGUUACCGUCACCGUUCUUUUGUUCACGUUGGCUCUCUCCGUCGCUUCUUCAACGCCGGGAAAUGACAUCAUCGACAAAAGCCUAACCACCACUUCAUCAGCCGAACCCGAUCCAGAUUCCACAAACCCAAGCCUUUCCGAAUCCGAUGAGGUCACAGUGCCGGUGAAUUUCGUCAACUUCCAUCCGAUCAAUCGUCAUUUCCCUAGACGUCCGUUAACGACGACGGCUCCUUUCAAACGCCAACCAUGCCACGAGCUGUUGGGACGUGGUCUUCAGAUCUCUUACGGCAACGACAUGAUCUUCUCCAGCGAAGAAGUCAAGGCGACAGGUACAGACGUAGAUAUUCCGGCGAUUAAGAUCUUUGUCGGUUCCUUCGCGUCGGAGGAGGAGGAUCAUAGCUCCAAGAAGAUUACGGUGAAUUUAGUAAAGCGUAAAGAGAAUAUGUUCAGGAGAAAGAUUCGCAAGUUUCUCAACCAUUUGGUCUGAAGAACAAAACUCGAGUUUGUUGUGUUAGAAUCUAAGGAACAUUUAGAGAAGCACAUUCUGGUAAAUAAAUAUCAUUAUCCAUAUGAUGUGAAAAUGAUGAAGAUGAUUUUGUCUAUAUAACAAAUUCAGUAGAAUAUGAUUUUUGUUUUGUGAAACCUUAAGUCUAUAAUUUGAUUAUAUUAGUAGUCU
This is a messenger RNA of Arabidopsis thaliana (thale cress), 768 nucleotides long. RefSeq lists its product as uncharacterized. The transcript has a single exon. The coding region runs from base 1 to 579 and encodes 192 amino acids. The record is from RefSeq and is marked reviewed. Lineage: Eukaryota; Viridiplantae; Streptophyta; Magnoliopsida; Brassicales; Brassicaceae.